Procambarus clarkii (red swamp crayfish) is the source of this 1419-nucleotide messenger RNA. The record is from RefSeq and is a predicted model, not a curated record. NCBI's taxonomy places the organism in Eukaryota, Metazoa, Arthropoda, Malacostraca, Decapoda, Cambaridae.
AUAGAAUUACCCAAAUCGGCCCAAAACUACACAAAUCGUCCUAGCAUUACUGGCGAGAAGCCGGAUCAUGCAGCAACUGCAACACGGAAGAGGGCUCGGGCGGCGUCGACGCGAGGACAACAGCGUAGUGGUGCAAGGACGCAGCCGGCCAGGGCCAGGACGAAGCCCGCCCGUUUCGCCUCCCCCUCCUCGGGGGGCUCCUCGGGCGGCUCUGAUACGGACGGCGACCACACAUCCCAGAGGCCCACUGCCGGCAUAGCGGCGGGUGGCACAGCGUCGCAGCCUCCACCCCUGUCGGCCGACGAUUGGACGACGCUGCAGGCGCUCAUCGCGCAGGCCCGGGGGCCCUCUCACGCCACAAGCCUUCCGGCCAUGGGGACCUCCGAGGCCGACCCUGCCGCGGCUGCCACAGCCGCCCUGCCCCCCUCCACCGACCGUCGCCCACGGGCCAGGGCCAGGGGGCAUACGUCGAGGCAACGUGCGAGCUCCUCCAGUCCGUCCUCCUUCGACGAGUCCCCCGAGAAGAGAGCGCCCCCCACUUUUUCUAGCCCCUGGCCGGGGCAACUCCGGGCGACCACGGGCUCCAGCAUCCCACUCUUGGGCGUGCACAUCCCGCAAGCCCUUCAGGAGAAGGUCUGGGCAAACAAGUAUGUGGACCUCGGACACUUGCUUGCCUAUGAGCGGGAAUCAGGUUCUUUCGAGUCCCACUCUGCGACAUUCCCUGACGCAAAGCAGCCUGGUAAGAAGCAGCCGUCCCUGACGCCGGACCAGUGGGCGCAUGGCCUUGACAUCUACGCCACUAUCUACGUCGAGAAGCACCCAGCGGAGGCUCAGGCGCUGUUUACCUAUGCGCGUUACGUGAAGACCAUGAAGACGACCCUCAAAGGCGACUGGAUGUGGUACGAUAAGGCCUUCAGAUGGGACAGGGAGAGGUCGGGCUGUUCAUGGUUGGACUACAGGCUGGACUUGGAAUUUCGCUCGGUGCAACGCAUCGCCCAGGCCGCUGCUCAGCCGAUGAGGCAGGAGGCAGGGCGACCGGCAGCACUUUCUCUCUCCAGCGCCCGGGCAGCUGGGCUACCCCCGGGCUACUGCUUCGCCUACCACUCGAGGGGACCCGGCUGCACUUUCACCUCAUGUUCAUUCAAGCACUACUGCCCACGCUGCCGAAGGAGGACCGCUCAAGACUCUUCAACAACACAGGGCAGACAGCCAGGCUCCGGCCGCUUCGAACUUCCACGCUCUCGUCCCGCACUAGAGCUCAUUACCCCCUCAACCCCCCAGGCCUCACUCGGCUUUGUGCCCUGCUCCAGGUUUCGUCUCAACCUCUACGAUACGCUACUACACUGCCAUCAAAAAGACAACUGUAAUCGAACCUGUGCUAAAUAAAUAUAUAAAGAACAAUAAACUGUGUCUAAUCAA